Messenger RNA from Ilyonectria robusta, 1803 nucleotides. RefSeq names its product putative monooxygenase. Lineage: Eukaryota; Fungi; Ascomycota; Sordariomycetes; Hypocreales; Nectriaceae. The record is from RefSeq and is a predicted model, not a curated record. The transcript is spliced from 4 exons. Gene Ontology annotation, molecular function: NADP binding; flavin adenine dinucleotide binding; N,N-dimethylaniline monooxygenase activity. The coding region runs from base 1 to 1803 and encodes 600 amino acids.
AUGCGGCUCCACCGAUUUGUCGUGAAGCAUUUGCGUCAGGAGGUUGACCAAUCAACGAUAGGCGACUACGAGAUUCCAGACGUGAUUUUAAACUCAUACGCUCGCCAGAUCAAAGUCGUUAGCAUCGGAAGUGGCAUCAGCGGCAUUCUCAUGUCCUAUCUGAUCCAAAAGUUCGGAGAGAACAUCGACCAUGUCGUAUACGAGAAGAAUGGUGACAUUGGAGGGACAUGGCUUGAGAACAGAUACCCAGGCUGCGCUUGUGACGUUCCCUCGCACGCUUAUGCAUUUUCCUUUGCGCUCAACUCCGAUUGGCCCAAGUACCUUAGCCCAUCAGAGGACAUCUUCCGUUAUCUAGAUCGAGUUGUCGCUUGCUUUGGGUUGCGAAAGUUUAUGCAAUUCAACUCUACCGUGACGGCCUGCGAAUGGAACGAAGCAGAGGCGAAGUGGCAUAUCCAGAUCCAAGAUUCGCUCAGCGGAGAAACCAGAGAAGAUGUCGCAGACGUCGUCAUUAACGCGAGCGGCAUUCUCAACUCAUGGAAGUUCCCCGAAGACGUGGAGGGCUUGCAUUCCUUCAAAGGGCGGCUGAUUCACACGGCGCGCUGGCCGUCGGACUACAAUGAGGAACAGUGGAAGGGUGACCGCGUCGCCGUGGUCGGCUCUGGGGCUACGAGUAUGCAGGUUGUGCCGACGAUGCAACCGCAUGUUAAGAAGAUGGAUGUUUUUGUCAGAACGCCCGUCUGGUUUGCUGAGUUUGCCGAUCAUAAUGGCGAGAAUUUUGACUAUACCGUAGAAGACCGCGAGGCUCUGAAACACAACCCAGAGGCUUUAGUCAACAAGGCCAAGUACAUCGAAGACAAGUUGAAUACAGCAGCAGGCCUUAAGGCAUUCAUGACCUCUAGCGCCGAAGCAAGAUUGAUCCGCGACCAUUUCACGGCCCGGAUGCGCAAGUACAUCCCCAACGACACAAUCUUUGAGCAACUCCUGCCCGAUUUUGCGGUUGGAUGUCGACGGCUCACACCGGGGAACCCGUAUAUGAAAGCAGUGCAGGAGGGGAAUGUCGAGCUACAUCGCUGCGCUGUCACCAAGGUCACUCCAACAGGUCUUGUUGGCUCGAGUGGAGAUGAGGUUUCGGUCGACACGAUUAUCUGCGCCACGGGUUUCGAUGUCAGCUUCCGCCCGCGGCAUAUAGUUAUUGGCCGAAAUGGUGUCACGCUCCAAGCCAAGUGGAGAAAUGUCCCCGAGGGAUAUCUCAGUGUUGCUGUCCCUGACAUUCCAAACUACUUUACAGUAAUGGGCCCGUCGUUUCCCAUUGCCAACGGCAGCGUCAUGGGGCCCCUACAGGCUGUGGGAAAGUACAUCUUCAAGAUCAUCCAGAAAAUGCAGCGCGACCACAUUAGAUCUCUCUCGCCCAAACAGUCCGUCACAGACGAUUUCAACGAGCACGUGCAGGCCUGGAUUGGCGGCACGGCGUGGUCAGAUCCCAAGUGCCGGUCUUGGUACAGGGACAAUAAGACCGGACGUGUGAAUGCCAUCUGGCCUGGUGGAAGUCUGCAAUUCUGCGAAUUGGUUGGGGAGCCGCGGUAUGAGGAUUUUGAGAUUCAGUACCAAAACAAACACAACAUGUGGGGAUUCCUUGGUCUUGGGUUUACGAAAGACAUGUCGGUUGAGGGCGGAGAUUUGAGUCCGUAUCUUUCGCUGGAUGAGGUUGAUAUGGAGUUUGUCAAUUAUUCACCUGAUAAGAAGGCGGAAGACGAAAGAGUUAAGCAGUUGGGUCGCAUGGCACAUGACGUUCAAAAGCAUUAA